Messenger RNA from Urocitellus parryii (Arctic ground squirrel), 1127 nucleotides. The record is from RefSeq and is a predicted model, not a curated record. Lineage: Eukaryota; Metazoa; Chordata; Mammalia; Rodentia; Sciuridae.
AGUGCGAGCCGCGGUGCUUUCCGGCAGAAGAUGGCUCAAGACCGGCCUUUACUUGCUGUGCAGGAGGCCCUGAAGAAGUGCUUCCCGGUGGUGGAGGAGCAGCAGGGCCUGUGGGAGAGCACCCUGCGGGACUGCUCGCCGCUCCUGGCCUCCCUCAGCAACCUGGCAGAGCAGUUGCAGGCCGCGCAAAGCGUGCGGUUCCAAGAUGUGCCGGCGCUCCGGAGUCUCUUCCACAGAGCCACCCUCCUCAAGGUGCGCGACACGGUCAGCAGCCAUGUGGAGCAAGUGUUUCGGAUCUAUGAGCAACAUGCAGACGUGGUCGGCCUUGAUGCUGUUCUGCAGCCCUCGGCUGAGAGCCCUUCUGUGGCUGACAUGUUGGAAUGGUUGCAAGAUAUUGAGAGACAUUAUCGAAGUUCGUACCUGAAGAGAAAGUAUCUCUUUUCCUCCAUCCAGUGGGGAGACUUGGCAGGUAUCCAAGCAUUGCCCAAGGCCUGGGACCAAAUUUCAGCAGAUGAACACCAAGAUCUUGUACAAGAUAUCCUACUGAAUGUUUCCUUCUUCCUGGAAGAGUAAGGAAACUUCAUGUUUAUGUGGAGACCAGAAGCACCACAGUUGAAGACUGACAUUGCUGCACUGUGAUAUUUCUAAAGAAACAUCAGCAUAACAACCUGACAUGCUUGAAAUAUCAAUGCCUAAAACCUAAGGACUGGGUCCUGAGAGGAUUGAUGGUAAAUGUCUCUGGGGCUUCUCCAUGCCAGACCGUGCCAAGGGUUCCUGGGCCAUUGCUUGCCCUUCCUGAGGUUCAGGGCAGUGGAGGAGAUAGAAGGCAGGAAAGGCAGUACUGAUAAACCUGUCUGUAUCAUAAGGACCAAGCAGCAGGGAGGGAAAGGACAGGAGAUAAAGGGCAGAAGUCACCUGUGGCAUUAUCUGAAGCACCAAGUCUGACUGAUACCGAAUCCUGGCUUUGUGUCUGUACUUGAUACCUUGAAUGAAAAAGAGGUUUUGAUGAUUUAAAGAAGUAAGGAUAUGGCUGGGGGGUAUGGUUCAGUAGUAGAGCUUAUGUUUGGCAUGUUUGAACCCCUGGCUUCAAUCCCCAGCACCAAAAUAAAUAAUAAUAAUAAUAAUAA